Molecule: messenger RNA, 4517 nt
Organism: Onychostoma macrolepis
Lineage: Eukaryota; Metazoa; Chordata; Actinopteri; Cypriniformes; Cyprinidae
Gene: rap1gap2a
Product: RAP1 GTPase activating protein 2a
Exons: 21
Coding region: 2385-4349 (654 amino acids)
Biological process (GO): activation of GTPase activity; regulation of small GTPase mediated signal transduction
Cellular component (GO): plasma membrane; cytoplasm
Molecular function (GO): GTPase activator activity
Source: RefSeq, a predicted model, not a curated record
CUCUGUCCAAUCACAGGAAUAUUCUUAAACCCAGGGGAUCUAUUUUGAACAAAUAUCAGAUGUUUUUCUGUUCUACUUCCUCUUAACUAGCAGGGGUGCUCUGUCAAGUCGGCUGAGUUUUUCGACAUGCUGGAAAGGAUGCAGGUAAGACUUCUUCCAUCAUUCAGAUGAUCUUGUGCAUGUACUUCUUUAGAAUAAGAUUCCACUAAUAACAGUAUUCCUUAUAGUAUAACUUAUAGUAUCGUCCUUGUAGUAUAACUUUGUACUUUAGCUGCAGAGCAUUUUACUGUAUAAUAAUAUAAUAAUCACAGCACUUUUUUGCACUUGAGUGCUGGCUAAGUGUUCUCUCUCCAGUGGACCAGUCCUCGAUUACUCUGAAUGUAUAAUUACACAUUCCAGCUCAUUUCUAACUCAUUGAUUUAGCCAGCUCUUUUCUCUGUGGUGGGUCUUUGGUGGGGGUUUGGUAGGAGCGCCACAGGGUCGAGAGACUGGGCACAGGACAUACUGACCUGUUAUAUAACAGGAGCAUGAUGGUGUUGUUGUCAUUGUGUGUGUGUGUGUGUGUGUGUGUGUGUGUGAGAGAGAGUGUGUAGAUGAUGGGCAGCAGGUAGCUUAAGAUCACCUGAUCAAUACUAUGUUGAGGCAGGAGCGUUGGUGGUAUUAAAGCCCUCGGUCUUCUUGUCCAGACCUCAGUAUGAGUGACAGAUCGAUGCAAGGGUUUGUCUGGAGGGCUGAUGUCUCUCUCCAAUGGAUCACAUGUACUUGUGAUGUUUUUCAUCAAAGUUGAAGGUGUGUCUUAGUCAGAUCCCUAGUUCUGUAGCAUCUACAGUGCCCAGGGAGUUGGGCAUUUCCUAUUUUCUUUUUCAGUUUAUAAUUGCACUUAAUGCCUAAUGAUUAUGAAAGGGAAACAAUCCCACAAACUUAAAAAGAUAAAACAUUUUUAAUUUUACAUAAUAAAUGUGACUCUGGACAACAAAACCAUUCAUAAGGGUCAAUUUAUUGAAAUUUAGAUUUAUACAGCUGAAUAAAUAAGCUUUCCACUGAUGUGUGGUGUGUUAGGAUAGGACAAUAUUUGGAUAUCUGGAAUCUGAGGGUGCAAAAAAAAUCUAAAUAUUGAGAAAAUCACCUUUAAAGUUGUCCAAAUGAAGUCCUUAGCAAUGCAUAUUACCAAUCAAAAAUUAAGUUUUGAUAUAUUUAUUGUUGGAAAUGUACAAAAUAUCUUCAUAUUUUUUGCAUAUAGUUAUCAAAUAUAUAUAUAUAUUUUAUUAAAACUAGAAAUUAAUUUGCAUUUAUAUGUAAGUUAAUUAAAAAUAAUUUAAAUAUGAAAUAAUUAAAUUAAUAAAUAAAAUAUGUGUAUUUACAAUGUAAAUGCAAUUUAUUGUAUUAAUUAAUUUACAUAUUUAAUUUUAAUUUUAAUUGUUUAAUGUCUAAAUGCCAUUAUGUAAAUGAUUUGUUUAUUUUUAAUACUGUCAUGUAGGACACUCAGUGUACUUAACAGCUAAAAUAAAGAGAUUGACUUACAUACAGUGUUAUACAGCAAUAUUGUUGAUAAAUAUCAGCUACAUUUAAUAUCUGACAUUGUAUUCAUAUUACAGAUAAUUGUCACUGGUGUCGCAAUGUUUAGAUGUAGAGGUUCACAACAAGCAUUACAAAUGUUUCCAAGUGAACAAGAGAUUCUGCCUUUAUUUAUCUCUAAGACAACUGUUUUUUUCCAGGACUGUCAGGUGGAAACAAUUUUGUGGUAACCACAGUUUUUGACAAAAUAACUUGAUAUUAGUCAUAAAAAAAUGAAAAAAGGACAAAAAUAUUCUGGAGGCUUUAUUGACUGUAAACAGAGCUGCUUUAUUUGGGGAUCUCAUUUGAAUAACAAUGUUUAAUGUUUAGUUUGUCAUUUAUUCUUCUUCUUUUAACCCUCUUCUGCUUUCCUGGACACGGCAGAUUCCCAAAACUGAGGAGACUAAGAAAUACAAGGUUUGGCUGGUAUUGUGAAUGUGUGUGUGUGUGUGUGUGUGUAUUGUGUCUGUAAGUGCAUGUUUGUGAGUGGGUCUUUUCUUCUCUAUUAAUAUUCUGAUAAACAUCAGUCACAGUCUUGAGUUCUGCAGCAUCAAUCAACAUCAAGUACUUUUUUACAUUUGGUGACGUAAAGGUCAGUGAUGAUGACCUUCAGAUUCUGCCAGAGAGACCAAAAGCAGACUAAAAACCUUUAUAUCCAAUAGUUAUUGGAAUGCAAGCAGAGAAUAAUCAAGAUGCCUUUUUUGUUGCUGUUGCCAUUAUUUUUUUUUUUUUUUAUCAGUCAUAUUCUGGUGUAGAUAUUAUUCCUCUAUGCUGCUCUUGGGAUUUUUCAUUGCAAUAAACAGACUGUGAUAUACGUGGUUGACUUUUCAAUGUUAUCCUAUGAUCAAAUUUCUUUUUCUCUCCUACAGGAUGACUACAUCCCUUACCCCCGGAUUGAGGAUGUCCUGCAGAAGGGUGGUCCCUACCCUCAGGUAAUUUUACCUCAGUUUGGUGGAUAUUGGAUUGAGGAUCCUGAGGCUCCAGUCGGGACGCCCACGUCCUCAGACAGCAGCUUCAGUGAGGAGGAGGAGGAUGGUCUGAGUCCCGGUGGAGGAGGAGGAGGCUUCGGCUACAGGCUGGAGUGUAACAGCAUCUCACGGGCUUAUCGCAAACACUUUCUGGGCAAGGAGCACAUGAACUAUUACUGCACAUGCAGUAGUAUGGGACACCUCAUCAUGUCUCUGAAGUAUGAGGAGGCAGAGGGACAGGAGUCACUCCGCAUCAUGCUCAGGUCAAAAACAAAGACCCUUCAUGAGCGAAUCCCACUUGAAGGCCUCCUCCAGCUACCCAGCGUACCACAGAUAGCCAAGCUGCUCUGUGAUGACGUCACAGGUCUGAAGUUCAACCCCGUCCUCUACCCUAGGGCCUCGCAACUGAUCGUCUGUUUUGAUGAGCACGAAGUGAACAACACUUUCAAGUUUGGAGUCAUCUAUCAGAAGUUUGGUCAGACGACAGAGGAAGAGCUGUUCGGGAACAAUGAGGAGACGCCAGCCUUUACUGAAUUCCUCAGUGUUUUAGGAGACAAUAUUGAACUGCAGGAUUUUAAAGGGUUCAGAGGCGGUCUGGAUGUGUCUCAUGGGCAGACUGGGUCUAAGUCUGUCUAUACCACGUUCCGUCAGAGAGAAAUCAUGUUUCACGUUUCCACAAAACUCCCCUUUACAGAAGGAGACAUUCAGCAGCUCCAGAGGAAGAGACAUAUUGGCAAUGAUAUUGUCGCAGCCGUCUUCCAGGAAGAGCCCACACCGUUUGUUCCUGAUAUGAUCGCAUCCAACUUCCUACAUGCCUACGUGUUAGUGCAGGCGGAAAACCCCUGCACUGAUCACACCACGUACAAGGUGUCCGUCACAGCCAGAGAGGAUGUCCCUCCGUUCGGCCCCCCUCUUCCAAACCCUGCGGUCUUUAAGAAGGGUCCCGAGUUCCGGGAAUUUCUCCUGACAAAAUUGAUCAACGCAGAAAAUGCAUGCUGCAAGUCAGACAAGUUCGCCAAGCUAGAGGAGAGGACACGGGCAGCACUGUUAGAUAACCUUCACGAUGAACUGCACAGACAGACACAGGCCACAGUAGGACUGGGCUCAUCUACAGAUGAAGAAAAGCUAGAAAAUGGAGGUCAUGGAGGGCUGCUGGAGUCUUUUAAGAGGGCCAUGCGUGUGAGGAGCCAUUCUAUGGAGACGAUGGUGACUCAUAAACACAAGAGUCCUGGAGUGGCGGCAGGGGUCCCGUCUAGUGUGAGCGGUGGUGGACUACAGCAGAACAGCACGGAGUGCACCAAGAGCACCUUCACUCCUCCAGCACUGUCUGCGAAAUCUCCAUUAAAGAGUCCAGUAAAGCGGCGCUCUGGUCUGUUCCCUAGACUGCACUCCAGCACAGAAAGUCCAACUGAGAAACAUCCAUCUCGCAGUGACCAAAAAACAGAAGUGUUACCUCACUCGCAGGAUGUGAGGUCAGAGACGUCAUCCAAUCCGAGUUCACCAGAGAUCUGCCCAAAUAAAGAAAGGCCAUUUGUGAAGCUGAAAGAGUGUAGCGGCAGAGCUAAUAUCUCUAUCUCCCGAUCCUCCUCCAGCACCAGCAGCUUCAGCAGCACAGCAGGGGAGGGAGACGGACUGGAGGAGCUGGAAAUGAUCAGUCACCCGUCCACGGCUUCAUCUGUGUACAGUCCAUCUCUCAGUGUGGAAAGCCAGAACUCUGGAACGCCGCUGAUCAUGUGCCGCAGUCCCACAGAUGGAAAGAGCAAAACUUCACCAAGGUCAAACUUGAAAUUCCGCUUUGACAAACUGAGCCACUCCACUGGUCAUUAGGUCAGACAGAAGCCACUGCAUGGACAAAAGGCAGUGACUUUGAAUGGAUUUUUAUAGAUUGGAAGAAAAAGGGACCAUUUUAUCUUGCCGAUGCAACAGUUAUCACUGUUCAGCAUAAUACACAACUGAACACUAUUGUAAGAACUGAUCCUACAAACACACAAAAAU